UGCUCGCAACGCUUUCGUGGCCGACAGUCGGACAACAAUAUAUUCCUUCAUGAAGUCCUCCUUUGUUGCUGCGUGCAUGUCCGCGGCGUCAGUACUUGCGUACGAUAUCUACCGCUUACGCAUUCCAAAUGGCCUCACGACCACAACGGACGGUGUGUCUGCAGUCGGCCACGUGAAUAAAUAUGGCCGAGGACGGGCCACACCGUUUGGCCGGGACUUCGAACGACUCGGGGGGAAAUGGACGCAAGAGUUGUGCGAAAAGGACUCGGAUGGAGACGGAGCUACGAACGGGCAAGAGUUGGGCGACCCCUGCUGCACAUGGAAAGUCGGACGGCCAGUUCUAAAGGACCCAACAUCUCCUGGGCACAAAAACAGCUUCACCCAAGCCCAGUUGGCGGCACUCAAGUGCACGGACGACACCAUUGCAUCAAGGGAGAAGAAACAACGACAUGGUGUACCAGACGAGUUAUAGCUAUACGACAUGAAGGAACUCCAUGCGCGUUUUGAUCGAAACUAUGUAUGCUAAUGGAAACUAUAUACAUCAUAUGCGCUUAGAUGCAGCGAU
Aphanomyces astaci is the source of this 565-nucleotide messenger RNA. RefSeq lists its product as hypothetical. NCBI's taxonomy places the organism in Eukaryota, Oomycota, Saprolegniomycetes, Saprolegniales, Verrucalvaceae. The coding region runs from base 50 to 472 and encodes 140 amino acids. The transcript has a single exon. The record is from RefSeq and is a predicted model, not a curated record.